This is a messenger RNA of Aspergillus tanneri, 3534 nucleotides long. RefSeq lists its product as uncharacterized. The transcript has 2 exons. NCBI's taxonomy places the organism in Eukaryota, Fungi, Ascomycota, Eurotiomycetes, Eurotiales, Aspergillaceae. Bases 1 to 3534 code for a protein of 1177 amino acids. Gene Ontology annotation, molecular function: ATP-dependent chromatin remodeler activity; ATP binding. The record is from RefSeq and is a predicted model, not a curated record.
AUGGCGUCCCAUGCUGCCAUGCUCCUGGACCCCAGGGCCUACAAGAAACAGCUUCAGAAUAAUGGUAACGACUCGGAAAAUUCUGAUUACUCGCCCCAUUUGGACAGUGAUACGAUCCUGGGACCCCAUGAUGAACUGUUUCCCUUUCGCCCCUCAUCCAGGCACUGCCCCUCUCCUCCCGAAGACCCAAUGUUCUUGGAUGCGACAGACUCACUGAUCGACACCAUAGACCGGCAAGAUUCUAGCAAUUUGUCGCCCAGUCCCUCUCCCGCUGCGACACCCGCAGGCACAGCCUCUGCGGUGCACCGUUUUCUCAGUCCCCAGCGCCGUCGGCAAACUUCCGUCAAGGAGAUUCCGAAGUCACGAUUCCAGCUGCAGUCGACUGAAUCGCAAAGCGGGGAUAGUACUGCCUCAUCUCCGCAACGAUCGAUCCGAACAGACCCUGGAGUGGAUGUGGAAUUUACCAGUGCACGAGUCGAUGAUAGCAGUGACAGCAAGCGAAAUUCCGACCAGCUUGAAAGCGAAGCCGAUGUCCGCCACGGCAGUCUAAUCGAAGAUAUGUAUGGUGUGGAGAGACGAGCGAACCUGCCUUAUAAGAAGCUCAAGACGGAUAAUGGCGGGAAGGCUGGGUUCGGACAGAAAGGGAAUUUUGCGGCCGCAGGGGAUAGCGAGUUGGGCGAAUGGAUGAAGGAAGAUCGAUCGAAACCAGAUGCGUCGAUGCCAGUUACUCCGGAUGUGGUCGACUUGACUCUUGAUGCCUCGACCGCGACCAACGAUGAUGACGACUUACAAGUGACCGGGUCGAACAACCUCAGCAUUCAAAGAGUAUGCUAUGGCAAGAUAGAGAAUGCAAUGGUCCAAGCUGCCUUAGUCCCCAAGCCGAUUGCCCAGACUGUCUUCGGCGAUUCCGCGCACGAUUGGCCGUCAAUUCGAUUGGGGGUGCACCGCCAGGCGAGUCAGGUAAACAACCGGAUUGAUGUCUCCGACCCCAACGGGAAGAUAUUCGGGGCUGUUGAUGCAAAGACUGCCGCCGUGAUCGUCCCCCUUCUCGACUCGUCGGCUUUGAAGGUGGACCUGACGGCCCGGCUGGAUGUUCGACGGCGAUUGCCGAACGAAUGGCCCUGGACACCUUGUUCAGCGUUGUACCGAGCCUCCAUUAAUCUAUACGGCCUCCGGAAAGAUGCCGAGCUCGUGGGAAAGCACUUGGGCCAGCAUAACGUUUGGCUUGGGACCCCGUUUUCGGUGGAACAAGGCGUCCCUGUGUUCAACCCGCACGCCGAAAGAAGACGCGCCCAAGCCGCUUUCUUACCGGCGGCCGCUACUCGGAACCGAUCCGGUGUGAACUACGAAGUCCGCACAGCCGAAGAGGUGAACGAUGCGGUGAUGAAAAUGUUCGACCAACUUCAGAGUGCUGAUAAUCUCCCUGAGAUGGACUCUCCGUCUCUCCUGUCGACGCCUCUGCUGCGGCAUCAGAAGCAGGGUCUGUGGUUCAUGACGGAAAAGGAGAAGCCCCGCAAGUUUGGACCAGUGGAGAAGGACAAUAAUUCUCUUUGGAGAAUGGAGUAUCUGGCGAAUGGCAAAAAGCGGUACCGCGAGAUCAUCAGUGGUAUGGUACUGGAUGAAGAACCUCCGCAGACCCUGGGAGGACUCCUAGCGGAUGUAAUGGGUCUCGGGAAGACCUUGAGCGUCCUGUCCCUUGUGGUAUCCUCGCUGGCAGAGUCUUAUGAAUGGGCGUCCAUGGUCCCGUCUACGGAGCUUAUUCGAAGCCUCCCAGGAAUUCGGAAUACCCGAACGACGCUCCUGGUGGUGCCUUUGAGUGCGGUCAGCAAUUGGGUAUCGCAGAUCAAGGAGCAUCUGAAAGAAGGGGCGGUCUCCUACUAUGUUUUCCACGGCUCGUCGCGAACGAACGACGUGGACGAACUAUCGAAGUACGACCUGGUGAUUACCACUUAUAGCAUUGUGCUCAGUGAGCUGUCGGGACGGGGCGCCAAACGGGGCGUGAGCCCUCUGACGAAAAUGAACAUGUUUCGAAUCGUUCUGGACGAGGCACAUACCAUCCGGGAGCAAACGGCAGCCCAAACGCAGGCGAUCUUCAAGCUGAACUCGCAGCGCAAGUGGUCCGUCACCGGCACUCCCAUCCAGAACCGACUCGAGGACCUCCUUUCGGUGACCAAGUUCCUCGGACUUUUACCGUACGACGACCGAAGCCGAUUUGGAACACACAUUCUCAGCCGGUUCAAGGCCGGGGACGCCACCGUUCUGGCGAGCCUACGGGUGCUGGUGGACUCGUUCACCCUUCGCCGAGUCAAGGAUAAGAUUGACAUCCCCCCCCGACACGACAAGAUUGUGACUCUGAACUUCUCCGAGCAAGAAAGCCAGCUGCAUGAAUUCUUCCGCAAGGAAUCCAAUGUGAUGAUGAGGGUGAUUGCCGGGGAAGACCAAGCCAAGAUGAAGGGCCGGAUGUACCAUCACAUUCUCAAGGCCAUGAUGAUCCUGCGCCAGAUAAGCGCGCAUGGUAAGGAGCUUCUGGAUGCGGACGAUCGGCAGAGGAUCAAAGGCUUAAGUGUGCACGACGCCAUUGACCUCGAGGAGGGAAGAAGCGAUGCGGCGGGGGUAUCCGACAAGAAGGCGUAUGAGAUGUUCGUCUUGAUGCAGGAGUCGUCAGCGGAUGCGUGUGCCGUAUGCAACAAACGCCUGGAGGAGCCUAAUGCCGACUCGGGCGCGGUCGAUCGACAAACGCCGAUGGCAAUCGUGCUGCCCUGCUUCGAUGUCCUUUGCCCCGAAUGCUUCUCCGGCUGGAAACAGGCUUUUGAUGCGCAAACCGGGCCGUCAUCACAUGAUAUCAAAUGCCCGGUCUGUGACGGAUGGAUCCCGGUUUCCUAUUCCACGAUAACGGUCGGGGGCCUGCAGGAUUAUACUAUGGACCAGGCGCAGGCCAAGCAAAGCCGAAAACAAGCCAAAACGCUAGGGGAGUACGAAGGGCCCCAUACCAAGACGCGGGCACUCGUUGGGCAUCUGCUGGAGACGGCGGAGGAGAGUAAGCAUCUGGACGGUAAACGGCCUCUCAAGAGCGUGGUAUUCUCCGCCUGGACGUCGCACCUGGAUUUGAUCGAGAUCGCGCUGCGUGACAACAGCAUCACGGGGUAUACCCGGCUGGAUGGCACAAUGAGCCUGGCGGCGCGCGGCAAGGCGCUGCACGAGUUCCACGAAGACGACUCCAUCACAGUGCUCCUCGCGACGAUCGGUGCCGGUGGAGUGGGCCUCAAUUUGACGGCGGCGUCCAAGGUGUACAUCAUGGAGCCUCAGUAUAAUCCGGCCGCGGUGGCGCAGGCAGUCGACCGGGUACACCGCAUUGGACAGACGCGCCAGGUGACGACGGUGCAGUUUAUCAUGCGCGGCAGCAUCGAGGAGAAGAUCUUCGAGCUGGCCAAGAAGAAGCAGCAGUUGGCGGAUAUGAGCUUGAAUCGGGGGAAGCUGGAUAAGAGAGAGGUUCAGGAGCAACGGAUGAGGGAAUACCGCAGCCUGUUCAAGUAG